Messenger RNA from Medicago truncatula (barrel medic), 1990 nucleotides. Its product is annotated as SNF1-related protein kinase catalytic subunit alpha KIN10. The record is from RefSeq and is a predicted model, not a curated record. The coding region runs from base 726 to 1859 and encodes 377 amino acids. Gene Ontology annotation, cellular component: cytoplasm. Gene Ontology annotation, molecular function: ATP binding; protein serine/threonine kinase activity. Gene Ontology annotation, biological process: intracellular signal transduction; protein phosphorylation. NCBI's taxonomy places the organism in Eukaryota, Viridiplantae, Streptophyta, Magnoliopsida, Fabales, Fabaceae. The transcript is spliced from 8 exons.
UAUUAUUAAUGUAGCUUUAGAGGAAAUGGAAAAAAGAGUCUAAGUUAUGUUAAGAGUAGUUGAGACAUUUGAUAUCAUAACAUAUGAAAACUCAUGAGACUUGUUUAACAAAGUUACAAAAACAAAAAGAAACUAAAUUUUAGAACAAAAGAAUUUGUAUGAUUAGUUUGAUUUAAUCUUUUUUUUUUAAAAGUGAGUUGGACGUCAAGGAACUGAGCAUCACGACUAGGUCGACACGUAAUAAUAAUAUGCAGGAGAAGGGGAAAUUAUGUCCAAUCUUAGUUUGUUUUUAAUCAAAUGAUGAAUGAGAACAACAAACAUUCUUUCUUUUUGAAUGGAUGAGCACAUCAAACAAACAUUCUAUUGUGUGUAUCUCUUUCUAACUGGCAUCUUCUAUUUAUUUUUAUAAAUGGAGAUGAUCUUUAUCCAAUUGGUAGAAAAGUAAAUAAAUAUGAACAAUGAUGACUCGUUAGAAUCAACGGUAUGUAGAUGUUACCUGAAAUCAGACGCAAGCCAAUUAGAAGAAAGAAAAUAUUAUUACUUUCUUUGUUUUCUUCACUAGUUAUCUUUGUUUUUUACAUAGUUGUUUUUUAGUUUUUGUUUCUUCCUUCAUUUUAUUAUUAGACUUGUGGAUUCUUCCAAUUUCUCACUGUUUCCUCAAACUCAAUUAUUAUCAGUUUCUAUAUACCAAUCCUAAGUACUCAUUUACUCUACAGAUUUUGAAAAUGGACGGAUCAAAUAGCAUUGUUGGAGGAAGUGUAGACAUAUGUCUAACAAAUUAUAAAUUGGUGAAGACAUUGUACCAUUGGUCCUCUGGCAAGGUGAGGUUAGCAGAGAAUGUAUUGACUGGUGAAAAAGUUGCCAUAUAUCUCAUUGAUUGCCGUUGGAAAGAGAAUACACAAAUGGAAGAAAAAGUAAGAAGAGAAAUUAAUACUUUAAAAUUGUUAAGGCAUCCUCACAUUAUACAAGUUUAUGAGGUGAUAGAAACCCUAACGAAUAUAUAUGUUAUUAUGGAGUAUAUGGAAUCUGGGGAGCUUUUUGAUUACAUAGUAGAAAAGGGUAGGUUGCACGAAGAUGAAGCGCGCAAAUUUUUUCAGCAGAUAAUCUCCGGGGUACAGCAUUGUCACAACAAUAUGGUGGCUCAUAGAGACUUAAAGCCUGAAACUAUACUUUUGGACUCAAAAUUCAAUAUCAAGAUUACUGAUUUUGGCUUGAGCAACACAAUGCAACAUGGUCAGUUACUUAAGACAAGAUGUGGAAGUCUUAACUAUGCAGCUCCUGAGGUUAUCUCUGGGAAGUUAUAUGAUGGAUCCAAGGUAGAUAUUUGGAAUUGUGGUACGUUACUGUAUGCACUUCUAUGCGGUGCUCUUCCUUUUGAUGAUGAAAAUAUUCCCACCCUCUACAAAAAAAUAAAGGGUGGCAUAUACACUAUUCCUAGUUAUAUAUCACCUGGUGCUAGUGAUUUGAUUACAAAGCUGCUUGAGGUGGAUCCAACGAAGAGGAUUACCAUACUUGAAAUACACCAACACCCUUGGUUCCAAAUUUCUAUGCCUCAUUAUAUGGCAAUGCCACCAUUACUAGAUAAAGUGCAACAAUCCAAAAAGCUUGAAGAGGAGGAGGAGAAGCUACGGCUUGAUGGUCUAGAUUGCAAAAAUGUUUUGUUCUAUAUACUUUCGAGGCUAAGUUUGUUACUACCACAAAAGCUUGCAAAGAUUUGCUCUCGAUAUUUUGAUGAAAAGUUUUAUACAUCAACUAGGGUUUUCUCGAGAGAGGAUACAAAUUUGCUAAAGUUUGAAAAGAUUCACAAUGGUGACAAUGAUUCAAACAUGGUGACAAAGACCUUAGAAGAGAAAAUUUGAAACUUGUCAUUUGAUUACUAUGUAUAUUCUAAAAUGAUCUAUGAUGGUCUAGUUCACUUUUGUCCAUCGUAUCAAAUAGGACCACAAAUUUUUUGAUAAUAUCUACGUCAUAUCUUUUAUAUUUAUGGUGA